CAAUAGUUUGCCUUGUACCCCUCGCGCGAGUGCAAGUAUGACUUUUGCAUUUGAUUUUUUAUCGUGGUCGUCCUCGUCGUCGCCGCCGCCUCGUAGUGCCGUGCGUGAAGAAGAAUACGAAGAAGUAGCAGCAGUAGUACAAGAGCAAGCAUCGUCGUCCUCGUCAUCGAAAUACGCAGCAGCAGAGGUAAAGUUAGUCGAGGCGUGCAGCCAGUUGUGGAAAAAAUGCGCACCAAGCUUGGGAACAUUAGAGAACCUGCCUCAGCUGACGGCUACUUUCUGUCCACGUCGUGAGUCGUAAGGUUCGUGGCUGGGCCGCACACUCGAGAGAGAGAGAGAACGAAUUUUGAUCGACGUCGUCGUCGCACACACGCAUUCUUUCCUCUCUCUAUCUCUCUCUCUUUCUCCUCUACGAGCCAGCUCGCCCGUUGCGGAUUCAAAAACCCAGGUACAAGAGCAGACAGACUUUUGACUCUGCGUACGUGUGUAAGUGUUGUUACUAGUCGUCGUGUGUGCUGCCAGUGAGCAGCGAGGGGACCAGUCAACGGCUCGACGUCGUCCUCGAGGAGAUUUGGUGACCAACGGUGAAGCAGAACGAAAUACGAAGCUUUCCAAUGUAAAUUGAGAUGAAACGAGUGCGCGGGGUGGACGACAUAACUCCGCCGGUGUCAGCAGCGACAGUAACUCUGAGGAAUUCGGGUGGCGGAGUAGCGGGCCAGCCGCCAGCAGCCGCAGCAGCUGGAGGAACUGGAGGAGCAACUGGUACCAGUGUUGGUAGUAUAGAGUACCAUGCCAGUUCGGCCAUAGGGGUCGUUUCUACUCAACCCAACGUCAGGUCUGCUCCAACCAGAGAGAUGCCCAGCAGCAUUCAACUGUCUCAGUCACAACAGCAAUAUCCUGGUGCAAUUGUUGUGCCAACUGCUGCUUCCUCCACUGCCAAGGGAAGCAGUGCUGUUGGUAAUCUAUCGACAACUUCGUGUGCUGCUGCAAGCAGCUUAAGUUCUGGUGUAACUUUGCAUAGCUCUGCGCUAGGUGGAGCUGGGAACCAUAGUCUAGGUCCUCAGGUACCGGUUCCUAGUUCACAGGCACAAUCUCAUACUCAAACAGCCUCAGCAAUCAGGCCCAGGGUGCCUACCCCUCCUAGUGGCAGUAUUAGUAGUUCCAGUGCCAGCUCAUUCCAAAGGCUAAAAGUGGAAGAUGCACUGUCUUAUCUCGAUCAAGUCAAGUACAAAUUUAGUGACCAACCCCAGGUUUACAAUGACUUCCUUGAUAUUAUGAAAGAAUUCAAAUCCCAGAGCAUAGAUACUCCAGGUGUCAUAACGAGAGUUAGCCAUUUAUUCAAGGGUCAUCCAGAACUAAUAGUUGGCUUCAACACAUUCUUACCACCAGGCUACAAAAUUGAAGUACAAGCCAACGAGCAGGGUUACGCGUUCCAAGUAUCGGUCAGCAUGCCAAGCCCCACGGCCACGCAAACGGCCACACUCUCUCAGCAUCAUUGUACAGUUAAUGUUGGAUCUCCUCCCAUAGCUACAACCCCAACUCCUGCCAAGGCGCAACCAGUCGUACAAAUUUUGCACGGUUCUGGUAGUUUGCAACAUACCAUUACGAAUAACAUCAACAACACCUUGACUAUUCACGGGCCUUCGUCACCGCCAGUUUUGCCGUACAACAAUUCCCACAUGACCACGGCCCAAGCCCAAGCUGUGAGCCAAGCACUGAGCCAAGCGACAGAAGGAGUUCCUAGUACUGGCACCACACAAGCGAAUCAACCUGUGGAAUUCAAUCACGCCAUUAACUACGUCAAUAAAAUAAAGAAUCGGUUUCAAGGCCAACCGGACAAAUACAAACGAUUUCUCGAGAUCCUGCACACGUAUCAAAAAGAGCAAAGGACUCUAAAGGAAGCGGCGAUGGCUGGUGGUGCCGGUGGUGGUAGCGGCAGCGGCGCCGGAGGUGCAAACGCCGGUGCUCGAACUCUCACCGAAGCCGAAGUUUAUAGCCAAGUGGCCAAAUUAUUUGAAAACCAAGAAGACUUAUUGGUGGAGUUUGGUCAAUUUUUGCCUGACGCGACCAGUCAGCAUAACGCACUGUCUGCAAUGUUUCAGAGCAACAGGGUGGGAACGGCCAACGACCACGCGACGAUUGUGAAGAAGCCCGUGGGCAUAAAAGCAGCUUACAACAAUUCGGGUGCGCCGAUCAAAGAGCACCGCGACUCGACGAGCGUGCCUGGCCUUGAGCGCGAAAGCAGGGAUCAUCGGGAUAGGGAUCGAGACCGUGAGAGACCGAUAAUGCGCGGCGAGAUGGGCGGACCGGUGAGCCAGAAGUUUGGUCACAGUGCUGGCCAGCUGAAGAGGUCACCAUCCUUCAGUGGCUCCAUGGCCACUCCCAACUCUCAUACACCCCACGGUCCUCCGCCACCCAAAAAGCACAAGGUCACCUCCGCGAGGGACGUCAGCAUCGCCGAGGUGGGCAAGCACGGUAGUCUCAACGACUACGCCUUCUUCGACAAAGUGCGCAAGGCGCUGCGGUCGCAGGAGGUCUACGAGAACUUUCUGCGCUGCCUGGUGCUGUUCAACCAAGAGAUCAUAUCCAAGACUGAACUAGUGCAAUUGGUGACGCCGUUCCUCGGGCGUUUCCCUGAGCUACUGCGGUGGUUCAAGGACUUCCUCGGCCACAUGCCCGAGUCGCCGACGUCGUCGACGACUUCCUGCGGAGCCAACCAGUCGGGCAAUGCCGGUCUCUCCGGCCUCGGCAUCGAAGCCCUACCCAACAACGUCGUACGCAGCCAUCAGGACCGACCGCAAGGCGAUCUCGCCAUGGAGAUCGACUACUCGACCUGCAAGAGGCUCGGUGCCUCGUACUGCGCUCUACCUAAGUCCUAUGUGCAGCCCAAGUGCUCCGGCAGGACACAGCUUUGCAGGGAGGUGCUCAACGACACGUGGGUCUCUUUUCCCACGUGGUCCGAGGAUAGCACAUUUGUCACCUCCCGCAAAACCCAAUUCGAGGAGUACAUCUAUCGCUGUGAGGACGAGCGAUUCGAACUCGACGGCGUCAUAGAGACGAACGCCGCGACGAUAAGGGUGCUCGAGGGUGUUCACAAAAAGAUGAGUCGGAUGAACCAAGAGGAGUUGCAAAAGUUCAAGCUCGACGACUGCUUGGGCGGUUACUCGCCGACGAUACAUCAGCGAGCCCUCAAGAGGAUAUACGGCGACAAGUCCGCCGAUAUCAUCGAAGGUCUUAAAAAGAAUCCUAUGGUCGCGGUGCCGGUUGUGCUGAGAAGACUCAAAGCCAAGGAAGAGGAGUGGCGAGAAGCUCAAAAAGGUUUCAAUAAGAUCUGGCGGGAUCAAAACGAAAAGUAUUAUUUAAAGUCACUCGAUCACCAAGGCAUCAACUUUAAGCAGACCGAUGUCAAGGCUCUGAGGUCCAAAAGUUUAUUCAACGAGAUAGAAGUCGUCUACGAUGAGAAACACGAGCAGGCCGACGAGAAUGGUGAAAACCAAAUCAGCAGUGGUCCGCAUUUAAUUCUACCCUAUAAAGAUAAGUCAAUCCUCGACGAUGCCGCCAAUCUUCUCAUUCAUCAUAUGAAGAGACAAACUACAAUUCAUAAAGAUGAUAAGCAGCGAAUCAAAGUACUCCUCAAACACUUUAUUCCUGAUAUGUUCUUCCAUCCGCGGCAAGAACUUAGCGAUGAUGAGCAAGAUGACGAGAAUGAUAAAGAGGAUACGCCACAAACGUCGUGCGGUAACGGUACGCAAGCGCCCACGGCCUCAACGUCGUCGACCGGUAAUGGUCCGCAAAGCAGCAAUAGGAAUAAAGUCGUACCCUCGCCGGCGCCGUCUUCCAUAGCGAUAAAGACCGAUCCCGACGUCAAACCGCCGCCUCACGCCCUCUCGACUGAUCCCGAGGAGGCGUACGCGUUAUUCAUGGCGAGCAACUACUGGUACCUUUUCUUCAGGCUACAUCAAAUACUCUGCGACAGGCUUACUAAAAUGUACGAUAGGGCGAUGGUACUAGCGCAGGAGGAAUCUCAGUUUAAGCAGCAGCGUGCCGAAGCCACGUCUGUCGCCUUAAGGUUAAAGCCUAAAAAUGACAUUGAAGUAGAAGACUAUUACCCAGCGUUCCUCGAGAUGGUGAAAAACGUCUUGGACGGUAACAUGGAAAGCACUAACUACGAAGAUACGCUCCGAGAGAUGUUUGGCAUCCACGCGUAUAUUUCUUUCACUCUAGAUAAAGUUGUGUCGUAUGCCGUGAGACAACUUCAACACUUAGUUUCGGAUACCGUGUGUCAGCAAUGUAUGGAUCUCUAUCAAAAAGAACAAAGGCAACCGAAAGAAAGCACUGGAACAGGUGGUCUAUGUUCGACGGCGUAUCUUCGAGUGCCCGCCGAAGUGGCGUACCAGAGAAAAGCUGAAAAGCUGAUGGCCGAGGAGAAUUGCUUCAAAGUGUACAUUUACAAGAAAAGUCAAAAUAUGACGAUAGAGUUGUUGGAUACGGAAAAUGAGGAAAACGCCGAAAGCAACGGUAGAGAUCGCGACAGAGAGUCGGUGACGAAUACCGAGAAGUGGUCGUCUUAUGUUGAGAGGUUCUCGUCGGCGACCGGACAAUCAAGUCCGAAGGGUGAUGUGCCAACAACCUCGUCAGAGAAUGAGCCAGCAGCCAAUCAUCCUGUGAGUAGCGACCAGGCAGCAAAGGGGGGGAGGGGCAGAAAGCGCAAGAACACUGACAUUAACAAGAAGAUGGCGGAGCCGUCCUCGUCGUCGUCGUCGGGCAACGGCUGGAGCAAGGCGCUGCCGGGUCGCAAGCGGGUCUAUCUGCCUCGCAACGUCGAGCAGUACCGCAGGCGCGCGGCCCCGAGGACGGGCGCCGCCUUCUGCGGCGGGCCUGGCGCCGACCCCGACAAGACUGCCGAUGCCGGCGGCCAGCAACGCAGCAGGCACGUGGCAGCCGAGCAGCCGAGCGAGGCCAGCGCGCACGUGGUCGCGUCCGACGAGCUGCAGUGCACCUUCGACCUCAACAGCUAUCGCGCCGUCUACGUGGUGAACCAGGAGGCCGUGCUCUACAAGCGGGGCUGUCUGAGUCGAGCCAAGCAGAGCCACCCGGCGGUGACCAGGCGCAAGGCCGGCAAGUUCGAGCAGUGGCACCGCGGCUGGGCAGCUAGGAGCGUCAGCGAGCUGCAGUCCAAGGCCUGCCACAGCUGGCUGAUGGGCUGCCACGAGAGUCUCGCGUCACUGCAGCGCACGCGGGUGCUCACGGACAACGACCUCGCGCGCAGCCCCUACCGGCCUUACAAUCGGUACACCGUCGAGGGCCUCGAACCGGCGCAGUCGCUGGACGACUCCGCCACAGCGUCGACGUCCUCGUCCGCGGCCUCGCAGCAGCAGCCGCAACAGCAGCAGCAGCAGCAGCAGCUCGCCGCCAAGGACUGAAGUCCCCUCCUACGUUCUGUAUAUCGCGAUCGAUUGCCUCUUCUUUCACUGUAAAUAAUACAUACGCACUGCAGUUAGCCUCUCAGUCAAAAGAGAUUUAUAUUUCGUGUUGUGAUUAUGCUUUUAUCGCCGGAGAACGGGUGUGCUCCGAGUGCACACUACUGCGGCUGAUCAUGAUAAUGGUGAUGAUGAUGAUGAUGACGAUGAUGAUGACGAUGAGGAUGACGACGAUGAUGAUGGUCCUGUUGCUUCCUCCCUCGACGUCCUCUUUUCUUUCUCUUUCUCUUCCUUUUUUAUCGUUAUCUGUCGCGGGAUACAAUGUAACAUAUUGCUACUUUGUUUACUUUGUUAUUUGUGCGAGACGAGGGCGACCGUCUCAGCAUCACCUCGUUCAUACGCGUCACGUCGCUCGGCAUCUCAUUACACGCUGACUUGUUGAUUACGAUGUACGUUUAUGAAGAUUCAAUUUUAUACGUAGAUUCUUUUACUUUCUUCCCUCCUUACUGUCUAUCUCUUCCUCUUGUGAAUACUUGCGGCUACUCGUCAAUUUUAUGGUAGAAAGCAACCAGAUGUGUAUUAUCUGUACUAUCUUUUUCAAGACUACCUACUCGGAAUUUAAGCUAAUAUACAUAUAUAUGAAGACAUUGCGGUCAUUGAGUUUUUUUUUAAUAAUAGUUCAUAAUUGAAAAGCAAAAUAUCUAUGGCCUUAAUUUUUUACCUACAAUCUCUAGGUUACAAUACUUCGUUGUAACAUAUAAAAUGUGUUGUAAUAAAGUAUGAUUCUUUACUGAAGUUGUGACUAAGAAUUAUGAAACUUUAGAAUUACGAUUGCGACGGGCACAUCGGCAAAACGUCAAUCAACCCUCUGAAUAUUGAUUAUUAUUGUAAGGAUAGUUGUAGUAUUGUUUAAUAUUAUUCCAUAAUUAUGUACAAAUAAUAUUAUAUUAUAUGAACAAUGAUCGCGGCGAGAUCAUACUUUCGGCUAACACUUUAUUUUUAUUUUCGAAAACAGACGUCAGUGCCCACGUGUGGUUAAACCAAAAUUUUCUUUAUAAUGUUUUAUUAGAUUUAUUGUAAGAUCUUGUGAUUCCAUUAAUUAACGAUCCUUGAAGGAAAAAAAACUGUUGGAAAUUGAAAUAUUUGUGAUCGAUGAAAAUUUAUGAGAAGUAAUAUAUAGUUUUUAUAAUGAAAAUGAAAUAUAAGAGAGAUACGCGCAUUUUAAAAGAAAACUAAGUAUGAAGUUACAUGGCAAGUAAAUACAUUAAA
Molecule: messenger RNA, 6689 nt
Organism: Phymastichus coffea
Lineage: Eukaryota; Metazoa; Arthropoda; Insecta; Hymenoptera; Eulophidae
Gene: Sin3A
Product: paired amphipathic helix protein Sin3a
Exons: 16
Coding region: 627-5423 (1598 amino acids)
Biological process (GO): negative regulation of transcription by RNA polymerase II
Cellular component (GO): chromatin
Molecular function (GO): transcription corepressor activity
Source: RefSeq, a predicted model, not a curated record